Bursaphelenchus okinawaensis is the source of this 2921-nucleotide messenger RNA. The record is from the annotation of a GenBank genome assembly. Lineage: Eukaryota; Metazoa; Nematoda; Chromadorea; Rhabditida; Aphelenchoididae.
AUGAAUGGAAGGAUAUCAAAUCGUCCGCCAUUGAAACUAAACGAAUUUAUCAAUCAGAAGCUGCCUGAAGUUGAGCCAUGUGAUCUUAAUGAAGACCCGGUGGAAGCUUUGGCGCGGUUUUUUGUUUUAGGCAACUCAACUCCAACGAGACCAAUCAAUGGACAACCACAGAAUAGAAAACGUAAGGGUGUUUUGUUAUUUUUUGGUAUUUUAGGUAUUAAGUUGAUAUGAAAAGGACAGAAAUUUUUUGACGUUUUAUUUUUAUGGCUUGGAUCUACCAAAUUAUAACAAUGUAAUGUCAUUUUUUUCUGAACACUAUAAAUUUUAGAGUUUGCUUUCAAAGGACUGAAUAUUAUCGACAUUGGACGGCAGUUUUUUGGUUCGAUACCUAAAGAAAAAUUGUUUUCUCGGUUCCUCGAACUAUAUGAACAUGUACCCGUAUACGUAGCAAACCAGCAGUCUAAUUUGUUGUACAGAGAAAGUCUUACACACUCUCAGUUUUUCUUCAAGGUAUGUCAUUACUUUUUUGGGUAUGAACAAAUAGUAUUUGAACUAUACUUUUUGUUUUACUUGUUAAUGGUUUUGUUUUUAGACUUUUCUGUUGUUUUGCCGGAGUAUAGCACCACAAAAUGCGUAUAAGAAGGGACAAUCUCUUGGACCAUUUAAGCCAUGCAUUCCAAUAUCAGAAACGGAAAUGGACCAGUUCUUGAUAUUGUUGGCUAGACUGGAAUUCCCUAUCAGAUGUAAAAUAUGGAGCUUAUUAGCUGCUGCUAAAAUUAUAUUAGUUCAUGGUAAUAAACUACUGGAGGAAGCAAUUUUAAGGGCAAAAGAUCAUAAAGAAGUAACGUAAGUUUUUAUUGUCAUUGUAAGUCUAUGUAUUUAGGUACAAUUUAUAAUGUAUUGUAGUUUAAAAUAUUUGAUCUUUAACGUUUUUAAGUACUUAAUUCUGUUUGGAAUCUUUUGUCGUACCUUUUUGUUUAUCAAGGACAUUUUCGGAGUUACAUUUUAAAUAACUUCUUCAUUACAGGUUUUGCGCUUUAAGUUUUGGAUUUCAUCGAUACGGCUGCGCUUUUAACACAGAAGAGGAUAUGCAGACGCUGAUGUUAUUAGGCAGGACAAGCGGCCAGUUUGUAGAAGAAUUUUUGGGCAAAAGGACAGAAGAAGCCAGAGAAUAUGCACGACGAGCACUGACUGAAGUUGAAGCCUGGAGUUUGGACGAGGAACUGUUUAACAGAGCCAGGAAGAGGUUGUGCGAUGAGAAGAAGCAAAAAGUUUUGACGUUUGAGGAGUUUUCUGAUAAUAUUGGCGAUAUGAUGUGCGAAUUACGGAAAGGUAGAGUGUUUAAUAUUCUAAAUUUUGGACAUAUGAUGGGUAAUUUACAUUUUAAACGAGUGAUCAGAGUAUACCUUGAUAUUUCACUAUUUAUACUUUAACAAUCUAUAAUAUAAAUCACGUGUACUUACUACAAAUUUUUAGAAAUGCCUCGAUGCAACAAGAUAUCUAAGCCCUGGGCAUACGUAGCCUUCUCUAAAGCCCUACAAAAACGAUACGGUACCGGUGAAUGGGGAAUAGAACAUUUGUACGAUCUGGCAUUCUGUCUUAUAAAGCAACGUCCGGAAAUGCGCUCUCACAUAGUGAAAGAACUUCGGGAAAGGUGUGCGGAUCCUAAGGCAGCUAUGUAUUGGCAAAAGUUUGAUUGCACAUUGGACACAGAACGAGUAAAAAUGCAACGGCUGGCCUAUAGUUUGGAGAACAGAAUGAAACGACAACCUCCAGAAGGAGAAUAUCUGAAGCUACCCGCCGAUGUCGACAUUUUCUUUGUGGACAACGCUAUGAAACUGGCCUGUAUCGAACAUAACUUGCGUGGUAUUCAAAGAACAGGAAGAUAUACGGCUGUGGUUGGGUUAGAUGCUGAAUGGUCGGCCUAUGUUUUGACCAGCAGGUAAGUUACAGUAUGAAUUAUAUUAGUUAAUGAUGUCAAAUUUUACUGAUUAGUACCUCUUUUUUGAUGCAAAUAAUCCUGUUUGUCCAUUUAGAGCAUCGAUUAUCCAAAUUGCUUUUGAAAAGAUGGUGUGCAUAAUAGAUCUAGAUCAAAUCGACGAUCAUGCAGCCCUGACAGAGUUCAUGGACCGUCUAUUUUUGGAUGAGAAUAUCUUAAAGAUAGGGUUUCAUUUUGGAGAAGACUUGGUUCAAAUUCGAAGACGAUUGCCUAAUUGUAACAGCUUGUACGAACCUGAGAGCUUGAUCUGCAUAUCACGAGUCGUGGAAAAGCUGAUCAGUAUCACAACGGCAAGAAACCUAAAUCCAGAAAAAUUCAUAAAUUUGGAAAAGGCCAAAGAAAGACGAAUGGACGACUCGAUUGUUGCAGCAGAUACAUCAGUAAUUGAAGAUGAACAUGAUGACACACUGCCACUUACUCCCGUAGUGAAGAUGGCAGAGAAGAAGGAAGAUUCCACUGUGAAGACACUGGGGUUGUCAGCGUUAUGUAUGGCAUUGUUGGGAGGAGAAGUGAACAAGAUCGAACAAUGUAGCGUUUGGGACAGGAGACCCCUCAGGAACUCGCAGGUAAGCUUUAUAUUUUUUAAAUUUUAUUUACAAUAUCCGGCCGAAAAUAAAAGAGCUUUGAUAUGGAGAAAAUUUUACUGCACUUAUGAUUAGGAAAUGAAUUUAUUUGUUAGACCAUAAAAACUAUAAUAAACAACUUUAUUUUUCAGUUACAAUAUGCAGCUCUAGACGCCCAUGCCAUGCUGAUGUUGUACGAUUCUUGUAGUAGAUGGGCUCAACAACUCGGAGAGAACAUUGAUACCAUCUGUGCGGAACAAGAACGCUACAGAAUCCCGCUACCGCUUCUCUUUGACAAAACCAAACUUGAAUCCCACAAAGCAAUCGAAGUCUGCAAAUCGCCUUGGGAUUCUGAUUAA